Messenger RNA from Vanessa tameamea, 1470 nucleotides. It is a transcript of the gene Uck, whose product is annotated as Uridine-cytidine kinase. NCBI's taxonomy places the organism in Eukaryota, Metazoa, Arthropoda, Insecta, Lepidoptera, Nymphalidae. Gene Ontology annotation, molecular function: ATP binding; ribosylnicotinamide kinase activity. Gene Ontology annotation, cellular component: cytoplasm. The transcript has 6 exons. Bases 18 to 899 code for a protein of 293 amino acids. The record is from RefSeq and is a predicted model, not a curated record.
UAAGCAACACUGUAAAAAUGUCACUGUCAGAGAUCCUUCAAAAGGGUCGUGUUGCAGUGAAUUGUGGUAUUUUAGGUGUAAGAAUAUCUAGAAAAUACAUUUAUACCCAUAAAAUGAGUGAGAAACCAGCAGAACACACUGCAAGCAAUGGCUUUGAGAGCAAAACUCCGUUUCUGAUAGGAGUAGCAGGCGGUACAGCUAGUGGCAAGUCAACAGUAUGCCAAAGGAUCAUGGAGAAGCUUGGACAACAGCACAAAGAACAGACUGAGAGGCGAGUAGUCUGCAUCAGCCAAGACUCCUUCUACAGAACACUAAAGCCAUCCGAGAGGCUGAGAGCUGAACGUGGACAGUUCAACUUCGAUCACCCGGACGCAUUUGACGACAAGAAACUUUUGUCAAUACUCAAAGACAUACUCGCUGGAAAGAAAGUUGAAGUACCUGAAUAUGACUACAUUUCGAAUUCAAUAAGCCAUCGUUCGCAUACCAUUUACCCGGCGGAUGUGGUGCUCAUCGAAGGUAUCUUGGUGUUCUACUUCCCGGAAGUCAGGGAACUUUUUCACAUGAAGCUAUUCGUUGACACCGAUUCGGACACCAGGCUUGCAAGACGAGUGCCGCGCGACAUCAUGGAGCGCGGCCGUGACCUUGAACAAGUUCUCAACCAAUACAUGAACUUCGUCAAGCCGGCCUUCGAGGAGUUCUGUCUUCCCACGAAGAAAUUCGCCGAUGUCAUCAUUCCUCGUGGUGCAGAUAAUUUUGUUGCCAUCGAUUUGAUCGUGCAGCACAUAUCAGAAUACUUGAAGAAGAAUUCUUCGGACAAGGUGCAGUUGCAGCUGUCGACUCUCGCGCCCUCUGUGCCCAGCAGCCCGCAGCGGAGCGGUAAGGGAGGGCGCCCUCAUUAAGAUAAUUAACUUUAUUGAAGAAAGAAAUUAUUGAAAGUUGAAAUGUAAUGAGACUGGUUUGACUAGUUCAUACUAAAACAACCAAAGUUUAUGUAGUAAUGAGAGUAUCGUUUCAAAGAUAUUUUAAGAAGUGGCAACAUUAUGAGAUUUUUUUCGAGCGGAUAAUAGGUGACUAAUUAUUUUUAAACAUUUGCUAUAUUAAGUAAUUCAGAGUAGAAUUCAUGCAAAAUUUUAGAGCGAUUGUGCCUAGAGACGUCAAAGUAUAGUAAAGAGAAGAUUCUAAUGAAUAUAGUUAAAUUGCUUAGAUUUUUCACUAAAACGCACGUUUAAAAUCUUAUUAAAUAAAAUAAAUAAAAUCUCCAGUUAAAAUAAAUAACUUAUGCUCUAUUCACACCAAAAAUAAACAUUACACUUAAAGUAGACCAUGUUAGUAUGAUACGAGCUCUCUGCUCUAUAGUUUAUGAAAACUGUCGUAAGCUUAGCCCUUUUGACAAUCAGCGGAACACGAUGCACUCGGCUGUAUGCGAUACGAUGUUACGACUCGAGACGUUGAGAGACAACUGGCAAUAAG